AUGUCGUCUCUCAAAGGCGAUGACUUCUUCAUCUCCGGACUCGCCGCGUCGCACGACGCCUCCCAGCUGAAGGGGAAUGUCGUCGCUGUCGAUGCGACCUACUACCUGCGCCUCCUUCUCGAACGCUCGCACGAACCCCUGAUUCCCGCCGUGGGCGGCCCCCUCGCUCUCGAGGAUUGCAUCGAGGUCGACCUGAACAAGUGGAAGGCCAAUGACUGCACCCCCUUCUUCGUUUUUGACGGAUGCCCGGUGAAGGGCCAGGAUGAACUCUCGCUUGAACUCGGCCGGGCUGCGAACGUUGGUACAAACGCCGCAUGGGAGCUAUAUAACAACGCACAGGCUCAGCCUGCUGUCGAGACCUUUGGGCUGCAUUCUGGGGCGUAUCGUCUAGAGUCGUUCUACCCGACCCUCCAGAGCAUCCUAAGGAGACGCGGCCUCCAUUUCUUGGUGCCGCCUUUCAAGGCUGUCGCGCAGAUUGCCUAUUUCUCCAAGGUAGAGCAGAUGUGUGGUGCAAUUAUGGGUCCCCGGGAGUUGCUCCUUUACCCCAUCUCCGACGUCCUCAUCCAAGCCAUCGACUGGGACAGCAACAAAUUUCUGGCUGUGGACAAAGACACGCUGAAGCGCCACCUCAAUGUUGAUGACUCCAUUCUUGUCGACGCCCUCCUUAUAACGGGGACAUCAUUCCUGCCACCGUUUCCAGCCAAGACUCAACAGCAAGCUCCAAACACUGUUAGAGACGCGGUGAACAUGCUGAGGACUAAUGGCAAGCACGUGAAGCAGGUGUGCCAAGCUUUUGAUGACAUACUCAAGAGCCAACAGCCUGACUGGUUCGACAAGUACUGUAAGGCGCGCAUGAUCGUCGACCACUUCAUUUACAUAGGGUUGAACGGCGCCGCGGAGAUCGAGGCCAAGGACACCUUGACAGAGGAUUCUCACGAGUACCUGGCUCUGCGUCUUCCUGACGAGCUCCACCACUACCUCAACACUGGCCUCAUCGGGCCUCGCUUACUCAGCUACCUCACGCACAGCAGGAUCACGAUUCUGCCAACCCUGGAUGGUGUCUCAUCUAGCGAGUACAGACAUCUUGUCACCCAGGCGCUGAUGCCGGUGAGAGAGCUCGCACUCGGUCUGGUGGUACCGAGGCUCCACCGCGGAUUCCACUUCAAGGACAUUGAAGUCAAGGAUUGGUUCUCCGACCCGGGACGGGCUGCAAUAAUACGGAACAGCACUUUUCGAACCCCGAGCCCCAAGGUUGCGACUUGGGGCAUCGAAGAGAAAGCAGUCAAGGAGCAGUUCCCAUCGUGGAGUCUCUCGGCACCUGCCUCAAAAGACCGCUCGGGAUCUAUCGCCUUCGAAGUCUCUGCUCUGCAGGCGCCUGGCUUUGCUAAGGCAACGGUUGGCAAGGGAGGCAGCAAACCCAAGGGUAUCGACUCUCCACAUCACAUCAUAUCUACGGCCAUAUGGCGAUUCCUGCACCUGCGGGAGUACGUCGACGACUCGCACGAGCUCACAUCCUGGGGCAAGGCUCUGGCCACGGCCAUUUCUGAGCUUGAAACCACCGUGAAGAAGUACCCGGACGUCACUGGGCUCCAUGAAGCGCUGCUCCUGGCAUUCGAACUCAUCAGACUCGAGCAGCUCAACGGCAAGCCGCGUCAGGACGAGGGCGAUGUUGACCCGUCGCUACUCCUACUUAGUCGCUCUGCUGUCCUAUUAAAGCUCAGACACGAAGCUAUCGGCUACACGGGCCCCCUUCGCAAGGACAUGCUCUCAUUUGCCUCCCAGGUGUCAGCUGUCCGCGACGCAGACCGGGAUCUGGUGGAGGCUAUUCUAGUGCAAAUGUUCUUGAACAACCAGACCGAGAGAAAGCGAGAGCCUGCUGAAUAUUGGGACAUCAGUAAUGCGCUUCCAUUCGUCAACCGAAACUACAACGCCGCGAUGGGCGUUGCCAUCAGGACCUACCUUGAGAUGGAUUCCGACGAGAAUCGCGAUCUCGACAGGUUCUCGAGUCUGUACUUCCCCAAAGCCAAGGCCAUUCGAGAAGACGUUGAAGUCUUCUGCGAGUUUUUUAAGGCUUUGGUCACGGGCAUCAAGACCUUGGACCAGCAAACAACGAAGGACGUCUGGGUCAAGGCCCAAGAGUACCUUGAGUCUCGGACGCAAUAG
Messenger RNA from Diaporthe citri, 2163 nucleotides. RefSeq lists its product as uncharacterized. The record is from RefSeq and is a predicted model, not a curated record. The coding region runs from base 1 to 2163 and encodes 720 amino acids. The transcript is spliced from 4 exons. NCBI's taxonomy places the organism in Eukaryota, Fungi, Ascomycota, Sordariomycetes, Diaporthales, Diaporthaceae.